This is a messenger RNA of Exophiala xenobiotica, 2857 nucleotides long. RefSeq lists its product as uncharacterized. Gene Ontology annotation, cellular component: nucleus. The transcript has 3 exons. Gene Ontology annotation, molecular function: protein binding. The coding region runs from base 927 to 2564 and encodes 545 amino acids. The record is from RefSeq and is a predicted model, not a curated record. NCBI's taxonomy places the organism in Eukaryota, Fungi, Ascomycota, Eurotiomycetes, Chaetothyriales, Herpotrichiellaceae. Gene Ontology annotation, biological process: regulation of gene expression.
UGAUUUUUGGGUUUUCAUUCCAUCAACAUCACCUUUUCCUCAGACCAUGAACAGCCCAUAAUCUCGUUCUAAGCGGCCCUUUCUCGCUCCUCUUUUCCAUUCUUUCCGUACAAAGGCGCUUGUCGCCAAUUUUCUCAUCUUGUCCGAUCCUUGCACGGUUACCGGGUGGGUGGGGAGUUUUUGUGUCUCUACUCGUGGGCUUUCGCUUGGCCCUCCCAUCAGCAUCCCUCCUGAUCGCGUGGUCUAUGAUCGUAUUGCACCAAAAAUCCGCCUUAUUUCCAGUUUGAGAUCUGGAUAUCCUGUUUAGGACUUCCAUAUCUGCUUCUCGGUACUGAUUGGAGCCGCAUCAGCCCAACUCGCGAUCUCAGGGCUUCAUCGGCAUCGGUAUCGCAUUCGUCUUUCCCCCACCACCAUCACGUCGGGCCCUCAUGGGUAUUGAACAAGACCCUUACGGACCCUGAAGACCUUGGUGCGGAAUCCUCCAUCACUAGUCGACGAUCGACUCGACCUGCGCAUCGGCCUCCAGGAAUCAAAAGGGGCAUCUUGUCAUCAAUCGGAAAGCAAUUCCUCUCAAAACCUCAUCAUUGUCACUGCAACCUACCUAACUCUGAAUCCAAGAACACGAAAAUUUAUCCUGUGGCUGGUGAUAUUGCCAAGACCGAUAUACAACACUAUACUACAUACACCCCUUCCAACACUGGCUCUUGUUACCCAUCACCAAUCAUCACCGGAUGCUCGAAUGACACAAGGCCUAGACCUCUUUGCCACCCCAGAAGCGUUGUCUCCACAUGAAAAACAGGUCAACCUCGAUACCCAUCCCCCCGGACCUCAUCGAACGGUUUGUACGGCAGAUCCCCCAGGUUGACGACCGGAACGUACCGCGGCUAUCGAUAUCCUACCAUCGAUGAGUCAAUUUGCACGCUUGAAUGACAGAUCUUGCGCCCCAUCUCGAGCGCUUAGGCCUUGAGCAAUACCUUGAUAUAUUCUUGAGCGAGGGUUUCGACACUUGGGAUACCUUGACCGAUAUUCAAGAGAGCGAUUUCGACGCUCUUAAUGUCAAGCUAGGUCAUCGAAGGAAACUCCAACGGGCUAUCGCGGAUUACCGAGGCAUCCCGUACGAACGCGUCGUUGGAUCUCCGGCUCAAGAAGCACCCCCGGAAACGGGCAAGCCACUUGAAAGCAGUGUAACCCCAACUGCUUCGACCGAACGAGGCCAAGGACAGGCUCCUGAGGCCAAGAGGAAGUAUAGGCGUCACCCCAAGCCUGACGAAAACGCACCCGAGCGCCCUCCUUCAGCAUAUGUGAUCUUCUCCAACAGGGUGCGGGAGGAGGUAAAGGACCAAAAUUUGUCCUUUACUCAGAUCGCCAAACUCGUUGGCGACAAAUGGCAGAAGUUGGACCCCGCCAGUAAAGAGCCAUUUGAGGCACAGGCCAACGCGGCAAAAGAGAGGUAUAACAUACAGUUGUCGACAUACCGCAAGACCGACGCAUACAAGGAGUAUAUGCAGUACUUGGCGGACUUCAAGAGCAAGCAUGGACCUGCGUCGGAACCCAAAAGACCGAAACUCGAAGCCGAAUCUAGUGGCAGUAUCAUAUCGACGAAAUCGUUGGAGCUGAAUUCAGAAGCGACACAACCGCCGUCAGGUCAUGCUCGUGGCGGUUCCGUCGGAUCGGUUACUUCGUCUUUCACAGGCGGCCCUAUACCACCGAACCCCUCCGCGCCGUCGAUGCCAUCACGCCCACCUCUGCCUUCCUCUCGCAGCGGGUCACCUCCUAUUCCUGCCGGGCGAGACUACUUCCGUCCUGGGCUCCUGUCCAGUCAUAGCUCUGUCUCGGACGAAUCGUCGACGGUACGAAGUGACAUACCGGAACCUUUGUUGCGGACUGCAACUCUUUCAUUGGGCACAAGUUCCUUAGCACAACCGCCAUCGUUGGGACAAAGCACAGCUGCUUCACCAUCGGAUACCCUCCCGUCUCCUGACCACCUCGCACGUUCGAGGAUAGCGUACUUUAUUCAACAACAACAGCAACAGCAGCAACAACAACAACAGCAGCAGCAGCAGCCGCCUCAACAGCAUCCUGCUGCGACACCGCCUUUCGGUCCUCAAGGUAGUAUGAGCGCACCAGCGCAUUUAUCGCCGACCAUGCAGGAGAUCUCCUGGAGAAACCGCUCCUCAGAUCCUCGAACGGCAUACCAGGAGAUGCCCAGGGCACUACACGCCUCUUUGCCAUACAGCCCUGCGACGCAACAAUACCAGCCUUCCCAACGACUACCAAAGAUGCCAUCUGAUAGACCUCCAGAUUUUGCUCAAGGAGCGAACCUGCGAACAUUACCACUACCCCUUCCGUCGUCCGGUAGCAACUUAUCCUUCCCACAUGUGGGGUCACCACCAGUGAGUGAGGAGUCGUCACAUUUCCGACGACCAGCUCGAGAAGAGGGCCGCCCAGCGUUAGAUCGGUCAGAAAGCGAUGCGGCCAAUGCACUAGCUGGUCUAGCAGCAGGAGUUCCUCGUUCCGACACGGCAAAACCCAUCCAAUAUCCUCCGCCCAAUUCUGCACCAUAACACGAGGCGCAUUCAGCGACGGGACUGCUUUCCCAAUGACGAUAUGAAGAGAAACAAAAAUGGCGUAAAUGUCUUUCGAUUGUGGCUUAUUGUAUAGCGCCGGAUUCUUCAUUAGCAUUUAUACUUCUGCAGCGAGAUGUGAAUGGAGAUCAGAACUUGGAAAUCAAACGUCUUCCUACCUUCGCCCUCUGUGUCAUGUCGGAACGUGACUGGUGACCCUCGUCUGUGCGACAAGUGCUCUGUCCUGCUGUAGGAGAACAUGCCUGAUCGUCGUCCUGACAGAACCAAGGUAA